GAGGUAAUUUUUUUUUUUAACGGCCUGUCGGCCGGACUAACUAACCGUCCCGAUAUGGCAUUUUCAAAUCCUGGACCCCCCUUGGGCAUUGGCAAUCAUUGCUUCAACUCGAUUGGCGUACAUUACAAAGGAAAAUACGUCCAAGCCACAGUUGUCGACAAAUGCAUGGGAUGUGGUCCGAAUGACAUUGAUCUUUCUCCGUCCGCGUUCUCUGUACUCGCUCCUGAGUCCAAGGGUCGCAUUCCAGUCACCUGGAACUACUUAUAG
Molecule: messenger RNA, 267 nt
Organism: Laccaria bicolor S238N-H82
Lineage: Eukaryota; Fungi; Basidiomycota; Agaricomycetes; Agaricales; Hydnangiaceae
Product: riboflavine-aldehyde-forming enzyme
Exons: 2
Source: RefSeq, a predicted model, not a curated record